Pneumocystis murina B123 is the source of this 384-nucleotide messenger RNA. RefSeq lists its product as hypothetical. The transcript is spliced from 4 exons. Lineage: Eukaryota; Fungi; Ascomycota; Pneumocystomycetes; Pneumocystales; Pneumocystaceae. Gene Ontology annotation, cellular component: cell cortex. The record is from RefSeq and is a predicted model, not a curated record. Gene Ontology annotation, molecular function: actin monomer binding. The coding region runs from base 1 to 384 and encodes 127 amino acids.
AUGAGUUGGAAAGAGUAUGUUGAUACGAGCCUUGUUGGAACAGGGAAAUUUGAUAAAGCAGCUAUAUGUUCUCGAGAAGGUAACAGUAUAUGGGCAUCUAGUCCCGGAUUUGAUUUGAAAUUAAAUGAAUUAAGUACUCUUGCAUCUGGAUUCGAUAAUCCUUCACAGGUCCAAGCAUCAGGCUUUUAUCUAUCGCAACAAAAAUAUGUAACAAUUCGUGCAGAGGAUCGAAGUAUAUAUGGUAAACAGGGAUGUGAAGGUGUUUACUGCGUACGAACACACAAAGUUAUCAUUAUUGGCCACUUUCCUAAAACAACGCAGGCUGGAGAAGCAGCUAAAAUUAUUGAAGCUCUUGCAGAUUAUCUUAUUAGUGCAGGAUUUUAA